AUGUGCGUGGGGAAGUGCAGCCGGAUCGUGGGUCCCUGCCUGCUGGCGCUGGGCAUGCUCUCUGUAGCAGCCAACAUCCUCCUGCUCUUGCCCGGUGGGACAUCGAAGUACCUGGUGGAGGGGCACAUCAGCAAGCACGCCAAGGCCAUGCCAGGCAUCUGGGGAGGCGGCAUCGCCGUGCUGCUGGCAGCGACCCACAUCACGGCGGUGGGGUGGCGAUGCGCUGGCUGCUCUGACUGCGGCACUCGUCGCAAUGCUUUCAUCUCCGCGGUGCUCUCCAAGCUGGCGCUCCUGGGCGCUGCCGCCUGCUUCGUCCUCUCUGGGGUGGGUUUGACCAAUGGACCCCUCUGCUUCUACAACGCCUCCGAGUACGGCCAUGGGCAUGGCACCCUCUGGGGUUACCCCUUCCUGGACGCCAGCGGCCAGGAGCCUGACACCAGGUGAGGCAGCAGGAACUACCUGCACGAUCGUCGCACCUGGAGCAUCUGCCUGGAACCAGCGGGUGUCGUGGCCUGGAACGUCGUCCUCUUCUCCCUCCUGCUGCUCGUUAGUGCCACCGAGAUGGUGCUGGCCUCCCUCCAGAUCCUCAACGGCUGCCUCGGGUGCCUCUGCGGCUUUUGUGAGGGGAAGUAG
Nipponia nippon (crested ibis) is the source of this 633-nucleotide messenger RNA. The record is from RefSeq and is a predicted model, not a curated record. NCBI's taxonomy places the organism in Eukaryota, Metazoa, Chordata, Aves, Pelecaniformes, Threskiornithidae.